Messenger RNA from Ictalurus punctatus (channel catfish), 1539 nucleotides. RefSeq names its product small nuclear RNA activating complex, polypeptide 5 (gene snapc5). Gene Ontology annotation, biological process: transcription by RNA polymerase II; transcription initiation at RNA polymerase III promoter. The record is from RefSeq and is a predicted model, not a curated record. NCBI's taxonomy places the organism in Eukaryota, Metazoa, Chordata, Actinopteri, Siluriformes, Ictaluridae. The transcript has 4 exons. Gene Ontology annotation, cellular component: nucleus. Bases 188 to 529 code for a protein of 113 amino acids.
UUCUGAAACGGGCCUGCUAUCUAGCGUUAACGCUGUGCGCGUGCCCGUGGUAGAACGUUGCACGUGACUGUUCUCGCGAAAGAGUACAUGGGCAAACCCAGAGCAUCUUCUCAUCAUUAUGCCUGUUCUACACGCUGAAAUAACAUAGAUCUGAUGUGCAGGAAUGCUAUAAAUCCACUCCUCCAUCAUGCUGAGUCGCUUGCAGGAGCUCAAGAAAGAAGAGGAGACUCUUCUGAAGAUCAAAGUCAUGCUGCAAGAUCAGCUUAACAGGCUAAAGUUUGAAGAGGGAGCCCUGAAGUCCAUGAUCGACGCUCAGUCUGAGGAGAACCCAACCGAUCCUGCUCCUCCUGAGGCUGAGGUCAACCCAGACAAUGAGAGUGAGAUCAAUCAGACUAAGCUAAUUCUAGGUGCUCCCACUGACUAUGAAAUGGAGGAAGAGGAAGAGGAGGAAGAUGAUGAUGAUGAUGAUGAUGAUGAAGAGGAUGAUCUUGACAUGGUGCUUGAGGAGGAAGAAGAUGACAACUACUGAGUUCACAUUCAGUUAGCACAAAUGAACUGUCAAUGACUAUCAGUUAGGUGUGUAAUGAGCAAAAUGGCAUGCCAAAAGAUACGUGUUAAUAGGUUGUUUCCAUUUCUCUUUUUGUCGAAAGACGAUGCUAUAAUUUAUUAACUAUAGGUAAACAACAACUUGAGAUCAAACCACAAAAUGGUGUGUAGCAACUAGCAAGCAUAGAAGCUCAGACAUCCUUUUGGUACUGUAUACGAGGCUAAGCCUACACUGUUGUCACUUUUGUAAAUGUAAGCCUGCUAGUUUAUUGUAUUUCAUUCAUUCUGUUGGAAAAAUGACCUGUAGCCAGUGUUUCAGAUGACUGUACAUCCAGGUUGAAUGUACUUAUGUAAAUCUAUGUUGACUUCAUAGUAUUUGUAUUUAAUUUGAGAGUUGUCAGAGAUGCUUUUUAAAUGUAGUUUGAGAGACAGAGUGAAUGCAUGUGUGUAUGUAAUGCAUGUGCAUGGGUCAUUUCUUGAUGAGCCAGUACUGUACAGUGAUGUCUUUUUGUACUCCAUGAAGAAUAUUGUAUAUGUUUAGUACAGUGGUUUAAAUUACUUAAGCACAAUACAGAAGUUGGAAUCCCUGCCUGGUUUCUUUUCUUUUUUUUUUCUUGUUUUUAUUUUAUUUUAUUUGCUGGGUUGUUGAUUUGAGACAAUAACCAAUAUUGAAUGAAUAAUUGAGUUGAUAUAUGAUUGGUGAUUGUAUCUUGUUUGUGCAAAGGAUAAAGGUACCACAAUUGUAUAUUACAGCAAAGAUGUGGGCUAUUGCGGUUGAAUAGUAUGGAACAGUAAUAAAAAUACACAAGAGGCCUAAACAUAUGCACUUAAGAUAUGACCUAUGACAUUUUUCUUCAGUCAGAUAGCAUGAUGUACCUUUCAACCAGACCCUGUUGACCUACCAAAACAUAAACAAAUAAAAUGUAUGACAUUUGUUAGGUGAAUUGCUAUGGUAUAAGAGGAAUAAAACACUUUGGGACAUGCUGUUCAGUA